AUGUCUGGCGGAUUGACAGAAGGACGCAAAACCAAUGGCAGAUUCCACGACGACGUCCAUCAACAUUGUGAACAUGAACGAACCUCAAGACCUAGUACUAGUCAAAGCGGUGGGGGAUACUCAGAUCGUCUUGGUGUUAGUAAAAAUGUGACAUUUAAAGCAAAAAACCGUGGAGAUAAUCAUUUUCGUAGAAGUUGGGAUGGUACAAAUGACUUGGUUCUUGAUCAACUGAAAAGUGAAUUUUCAAAUCAAAAUGGACUACCUGGCCGACGAUCUUUUCCUGAAAGAAAUUAUCGCCCUCGUGGUCGUGGUAGAUACAAUAACUUAUCUUGGUCUUUAAAAGAAAGUAGAACUGGAUGGUAUUCAGUAUUUGUGCCAAAUGUUGAAGAUGGUGACGAAGUCUUAAAAAUAAUACAAACUUACAUCACACCGGUCGUGUUUUAUCCUUAUAAUAAGCAAUAUUUUGAUAAUGCUUUAAGAUUUCUUGUUGAUGAUAAUAAAGUUGCUAAAGUAUUGUACAACGCUAGUUAUAAGAUAACACACAGAGAUGAUCAAAAAUUAACUAUACAAGUGUCACUAUAUUUGCCUCCAUAUGGUCCUACAUCAUUCACACCAGUAUCUAGUGAAGUAAAAGAGAAAAUUGUAGAGGCCAUGGCGACUCGUUAUAAUCCUAGUAACAAGACUUUGGACUUGUCGAAAUUGUAUGCAUGUCCACUUUUUACCAAUGUUCAACUGUUUGUACCAUUAAAUCGACCGGCAGUUCUUUUGGCAGCGCUCAACAUAGCUGCUCAACAUACCAAACAUGACUUGUACGGCUUGAGUCUUGAAAACAAUCACAUAUAUUUAGGUGAAGGUCUUAAAUGGAUACGUAGGUUGUUCCCCGAACUGAAAGUAUUGAAUUUGGCUGGUAACAAAUUAUCUGAUCUAAACGUGCUAAAGUGUCUCUCAGGUUACACUAUUGAAGGGCUGAACUUGUCCAGAAAUCCUGUGUGUAACACAAAGAACAAAGAGCGUUACAGGCGGGAUAUACAAAAAUGUUUUCCUAUGCUAAACAAGUUGGAUAACUCAGAAGUGCCGUCUCAGUACAGUGCGAUUGUUGAAUCCAAGUUUAAAAUGCCAAUUAACUUGGGUAAUAGUUACCCAAUACCAAAAGGCCAUAAUCCUGAAUUGCCAAAUCCAAUAAUGACUAUGGUAGAAUCAUUUCUCACCCAAUACUAUGAACGAUACGAUAACCAAGUGUCUAGACAAAUGCUUUCAGAAGCUUACUGUGAAAAUGCCACAUUUACACUAUCCAGUUGUUUUCUACCUAAAAAUUGUAAUAAAGGUAGUUUAUCUCUGUACCUACCUGAAAGUAGAAAUUUUUUGAAAUCCAAGCAAAAAAAUCAACAAAGACAUGGUUUGUUACAUAGAGGCAGAGAAAACAUAAUAGACUUUUUAGAAAAGUUACCUAAAACCAAGCAUGAUCUUGGCUCAUUCAUAGUUGAUGUUCCAUUGGCAACUACCUUAAUGGUUCAGAUUGUCCUAAAUGGUGUUUUUGUUGAAGACUUUAAAGAAACCGACUAUAAGCAUAUAUGCCGAUCAUUCUGUAGAACAUUCUGUAUAGUGCCGUUUGGAAAUGGUUGGAGUAUAAUUAGCGAUAUGUUGUUUAUAACAACAAUCACCGAAGAUUUAUUAGUAGAGACUUCAAAACGGUUCUAUGCUUUCAAACCAAAACCAGUAUCAUUAAAAAUAGAUGAUCUAAAUGGCUACAGUAACCAAAAUGUAACAAUGUUUAUAGAAGAUAUAGACGAAAUGGAAUCAUCACUGUUCUAUCAACAGCAAGACAAUUUUUCAUUUUAUCAGCCUUCACUAGUGAUGGCUCCUAUAGAUCGACAGCAACCAUCAUCUUCUUGUCAAGGGAGCAUGCCGACAUCCACUCCACAGAUCCAACAUAUGGAGCCUGCAGCACCCGUAAAUGUCCAACCCGACUUUCCGCAGCAAUCAACUGCUUCAUUUUCUAUGUUCAACGCAACAACGGUUUCGACUACAGCGUUUACCACUGUAAACCAAUCGUCAACUGAAGUGCCUGUACAUGAUGAUGUGAAUGAAAAUUCCGAUAAGUUGACUAUGAUCAAGAGUUUUUCAAAUGAGUCUGGGAUGAAUAAUGAAUGGGCUGAAAAAUGUUUAGAAGAAAAUGACUGGGAUUAUGGUAAAGCUGCUUUAUGUUUUUUAGACAUGAGAUCUAAUAUUCCAACUGUGGCUUUCAUACAUUAA
Messenger RNA from Macrosiphum euphorbiae (potato aphid), 2253 nucleotides. The record is from the annotation of a GenBank genome assembly. Lineage: Eukaryota; Metazoa; Arthropoda; Insecta; Hemiptera; Aphididae.